AGAAACGUUUAGAUAUUUUAUUUAUUUGUAUAUAUUUUCGUAUUAAUGAAUAUAGAUUAAUGUUGCUUUUAGUAUGAUUUAUAAACAAUGACUUCAAUUAUUAAAUUACAUGCUAUAUCGGGAGCAUUAGAUGAAUCACCUCCUUGCUAUAUUUUACAAGUCGAUGAAUUACAUAUUUUAUUAGAUUGUGGUUGGAAUGAAAAUUUUGAUCAGGAUUUUAUUAAAGAAUUAAAAAGACAUGUUAAUCAAAUUGAUGCUGUAUUAUUAUCUUAUCCAGAUCCAUCACACUUAGGAGCUUUACCUUAUUUAGUUGGAAAAUGUGGCUUAAGUUGUCCUAUAUAUGCAACAAUACCUGUUUAUAAAAUGGGUCAAAUGUUUAUGUAUGACAUUUAUCAGUCUCGCCAUAAUAUGGAAGAUUUUACCUUAUUUACAUUGGAUGACGUUGAUGCAGCUUUUGACAAAAUUGUUCAGUUAAAAUAUAAUCAAAGCAUAUCAAUGAAAGGUAAAGGUUAUGGUGUAACAUUAACUCCGUUACCAGCUGGUCAUAUGAUAGGUGGAACAAUAUGGAAAAUUGUCAAAGUUGGUGAAGAAGACAUUAUAUAUGCAGUUGAUUUUAAUCACAAAAAAGAGAGGCAUUUAAAUGGUUGUGAAUUAGAAAGAUUACAAAGACCAUCAUUGUUGAUAACAGAUAGCUUUAAUGCUACAUAUCAACAGGCCAGACGUCGAACGAGGGAUGAAAAAUUAAUGACAAACAUUCUUCAAACUCUUCGUGGUGGUGGAAAUGUUCUUGUAGGUGUUGAUACUGCUGGUCGAGUUUUAGAAUUAGCUCAUAUGCUGGAUCAACUGUGGCGCAAUAAAGAAUCUGGUUUACUUGCUUAUUCAUUAGCAUUAUUAAAUAAUGUUAGUUAUAAUGUUGUUGAAUUUGCAAAAUCUCAAAUUGAAUGGAUGAGUGAUAAAUUAAUGAAGAGUUUUGAAGGUGCAAGAAAUAAUCCUUUUCAAUUUAAACAUUUACAAUUGUGUCAUAGUAUGGCUGAAUUAAAUCAAGUUCCUAGUCCAAAGGUUGUAUUAGCUAGUACUCCAGAUAUGGAAUGUGGUUUUUCUCGUGACCUCUUUUUACAAUGGUGCAGUAAUCCACAAAAUAGUAUUAUAAUAACAUGUAGAACAUCCCCAGGUACACUUGCCAGAGAUCUUGUAGAAAAUGGUGGAAAUAGAAAUAUUACUUUAGAAAUAAAAAAAAAAGUGAGGUUAGAAGGAACUGAAUUAGAAGAAUAUCAGAAAAGAGAAAAAUUGAAACAAGAACAAAUAAAACAAGAAAAAAUGGAAACUGCGGAUAUAAGUUCAGAAUCUGAAGAUGAGAUAGAAGUAGGUGGUACAAGAGGAAAACAUGAUUUAUUAGUUAAACAAGAACAUAAACCAGGUUUCUUUAAACAAAGUAAAAAACAACAUCCAAUGUUUCCUUUUUUAGAAGAUAAGAUAAAAGUAGAUGAAUAUGGAGAAAUAAUUAGAUCUGAGGACUAUAAAAUAGCAGAAGUAUUACCAGAAACUGAAGACAAUAAAGAGAAUAUUGAAGUGAAAACUGAAGAACAAAUUCAACAUCCAGAAAAUACUAGUGAUGUUCCAACUAAAUGUAUUCAAUCUACACGUACUAUUGCCGUAAAUGCAUCAGUAACUUAUAUAGACUUUGAGGGAAGGUCUGAUGGUGAAUCUUUACAAAAAAUUCUGGCACAAUUACGACCCAGAAGAAUUGUUUUAGUCAGGGGUUCUCCUAAGGAUACAGAAUUACUCGCUCAACAGGCUCAAAAUGUUGGUGCACGCGUAUUUAUUCCAGCUAGAGGUGAAACUUUGGAUGCUACAACUGAAACACAUAUUUAUCAAGUUCGUUUAACAGAUGCUUUAGUAACUGGAUUAAAUUUUUCUCGAGGAAAAGGUGACUCAGAAGUAGCAUGGGUAGAUGCUUUAGUAACAGCGCGUGAACAAGUAUGCCGUGAUGUUUUUAUGAAUAAGGAAAAUGAAGAUUUUAUUAGCAGAGCAGAAAAAAUACUUACUUUAGAACCAUUACCACUUAAUGAAAUUCCAAGCCAUCAAACCGCAUUUAUUAAUGAGUUAAAAUUAUCGGAUUUUAAACAAAUUUUAAAUAAAUCUAAUAUUCCAUCCGAGUUUAGUGGUGGCGUUUUAUGGUGUUGUAAUAAUACAAUUGCAGUAAGAAGACACGAAGCAGGUAAAAUUAUUUUAGAAGGCUGUCUUUCUGAAGACUAUUACAGAGUACGAGAAUUAUUAUAUGAACAGUAUGCAAUAGUGUAAGGAAAUAAGUUUAAUCAACUUGCGUAAGCGUAUGAGUGUGUAUAUGUUUAUGAAUUAUUUGAAUUAAAUUUGUUUGGACACAAGUCA
Molecule: messenger RNA, 2388 nt
Organism: Ceratosolen solmsi marchali
Lineage: Eukaryota; Metazoa; Arthropoda; Insecta; Hymenoptera; Agaonidae
Gene: CPSF2
Product: cleavage and polyadenylation specificity factor subunit 2
Exons: 11
Coding region: 88-2301 (737 amino acids)
Biological process (GO): mRNA 3'-end processing by stem-loop binding and cleavage
Cellular component (GO): mRNA cleavage and polyadenylation specificity factor complex
Molecular function (GO): RNA binding
Source: RefSeq, a predicted model, not a curated record